Messenger RNA from Trametes versicolor FP-101664 SS1, 2658 nucleotides. RefSeq lists its product as uncharacterized. The coding region runs from base 1 to 2658 and encodes 885 amino acids. The record is from RefSeq and is a predicted model, not a curated record. The transcript has 9 exons. NCBI's taxonomy places the organism in Eukaryota, Fungi, Basidiomycota, Agaricomycetes, Polyporales, Polyporaceae.
AUGGAAGGCAUCGCCGCUGGCUCCCUCGCCCCGAUCUACGGCAGCUCCAAGAAAACGCACCAGCGGCGCCGGGCCAAGCGAGAGAAGAAAGGUGGCAAGUCCGGCAACCCUGGUCUCUUCCACGGCUCUUGCGCCAUCCUUUUGCAAAGCCAUCUACCCACCUUCGUCUUGCUCAAAAACGCCAAUCGAAAGGCUCAAAACGACUUCUGGAACCAAAUAUUUGCGGAUUACUGGAGGAACUGGCCGUGGCACCUUCCCUUGGACCAGGAACCUGAGGACUGCGACUGGUCUGUGCCAAACACCGAGCUGCCUGAUGUGCUCGCCGCCAAGGGGCAGGUCAUAAAGCAGACACAGAAGGUACGAAUUCGCUGUCACAUGCGCUACCGACGUAUGGUCUUCCUGCGUGACAAUCAGAAUCCGUGGGCCCCUCUCCUUGCCACACUGCGCGAGAGAGCCAACCCUCUGCCCCCCUCCCGUGGACGCUCUCUCUGGCAGCUAUACAUGUCAAAGAAGCCCGACGAGAUUGCGGCUGUUUUCGACGAGCGUUGGCCCGAUGCCGGUCUCAACGCUUCGGACGCGCUCGCUCUGAGGUCGAAGAUCGCCCGCGAGCUCCUGAAUAAGGAGACGGAGGAGUAUUGCGCCGAGCUCAAGGCCGAGCUUGCAGCAGAGCAUGCGGCGGAGGACGAGGAGGAGGAAGAACAUGCGCCUGUGUCCCAGGACGACCGCGAAGUUGCCCAGGACAUGAUUGUGGGAGUUGUGCAGCCUCUUCUCGAGCUCCUUCGCGAGUACACCGGCUUCUAUCUGACCCUCAUCGCGGGUGUACCACUCCUCUCCGGCGAGCAAGAGUUCAAAAUUAAGAUCAUGGAGGCAGGCAAGAUGCAAGGCCCCAAGUCAGUGCCUUGGCAUGCACACGAGCCGGAGAAGUUCAAGACCGACGUGAUGAUGUCGUACACGAGGUAUCUGAUGGCAAGCUCUGAAUGGCAGACGCGCCUGCACAACCUCGUCAACCCCUCUGAAAGCAGCACCGACGGUCAGCUCUCAACCCCGCCCAAUGCGCCGGUUGAACUGUCAUCGGACGAUCUCUCCGCUCCCGCACCAUCGACUUCUGCCGCCUCCGCCGCCCAACCCUCGACGUUCUCUUCGGGGACCAUCAAAGUGACGUCGACCUCUGGGAAGAAGUCUACGGCGACUACGCGUAACACCACGGUCGGGAAAGCGAAGCAGGUGGCGACAAAGCAAAGGCAGCCGGUCUCCCACCAAGGUCGGCGCAGCGGGAAGGGCAAGUCACACCAGUCCCUGGUAGCCGAGGAGAGUGACGAUGAGGACACUGACGAGGAGGACGAGGACGAGGGCGAGUGGAAUGAAGAGGACGAGGGGGAUGAGGACAAGGACAAGGAAGCGGACGAGGACGAGGACGAGGGGCAGGAUGGUGAGGUCGAGCAGGAGAUGCCUGCGGUGCUCGCUGGCGCCAAGGUCCCCACCGCCGAAGAGGUCGGGCUCAGUCCUGUGGUGUGCGAAGAGCUCGCCCGGCAUUCAGAGGAGGUUCAGUGUGCCCAUCUUUGGCGACUCAGCCGGUACAGCGAGUACGAUAUUGACUGCAUUAACUCGCGUGCGAGUGCCACCUCCCUGCUCAACAACUUGAGGACCACGCCGGAGCCCAUCUCCCUGUAUCUCUGCGCCCUCCCUCAGCCGAAAUCAUCAAAGAAGACCCGGACGUCGCGCAAGACCGUACCCACUGGUCCCUCCCGCAAGUCCGGUCGCCUCACCGCACACAGCUCGAAAUCGCUCGCCUCGGGCAGUGCAACACCGAUCACAUCCUCUGGUACCCCAGCUGGUUGCAACUCUUUGGUUACAACCACGGGGACCUCACGGUCGACGACGGGGACUACUACCGUCACGACGACGACUCCGAGCGCGAUGGGCCCAGAAGGCACUGCAGCAACGGAGACUACGGAAAGCACGGUGCUGUCCACGAGUGCCGCAGCGUCGUCCUCUGCGAUAGAUACGAGCGUGGCGACCACUACGGGGAAAACCGCCGCCGCCACCGCGUCGUCCUCGAACUUGCCGAGUCCAAACGCGCCAACCACAACCACGAUGACUACGCCCGCAGCGCCACCAACUGCCACGGAUGCCUCCCACUCCACCGACAGCGCAACCCGUACGCUCGCAGCACCCGGUACUAUGUCGGGGGCCAUUCUCGAAACGUCCCCGGAAUCCCCUCCCAUUGUGCACGACAUCAUCAUGUUGGAUGAAGAGGGCUGGCCAGAGUGGCUCAGAACUGGGUUCAACCACAUGGAGAGUCUCCGCAUGGGGCCCGAUUUCAUGCGGGUGUUGGAGUGGUGGACCGUCGUCAAACGUGCGUACGGGUUCGAGACGUCGGCAAAGGGUUUUGGCACUGAGCACCGCCCCGAGGCCUUCCAUGUCUGGAUGCGCGUGCUCCGUUGCGAUCUCAAGAAGCCGCCCGAGAUCGCAGACGAGGCAGAGUUCUGUAGACCAGUCCCCGGGGGGAACGGCGACUGGGACGUGCUCAAGAACCCCGGCAAGAACGGGCUCAUGAUGAGUGCGGUCGAGGAUGCGCCUUCCCAGAAGCGACCUUUCGAGGGGGACACAGAGCCUGCGGGGGUACCGUCAUGCCGAUCGAAGCGUGCACGUGUUUGA